AGCAAGGCCCUGCUCUCUUCUGCAGAUAACUACUCUCCUUUAGAGAGACAGCUCUGGACCUGUUACUGGGCUUUGGUGGAAACUGAACAUUUGACUAUGGGUCGUCAAGUCACCAUGCGACCUGAAUGGCUAUCAGGAACUGGGUGCUUUCUGGCCCAUCUAGCCAUAAAGUGGGUCAUACACAGCAGCAUUCUAUCAUCAAAUGGAAGUGGUAUAUACGUGAUUGGGCUUGAGCAGGUCCCAUAUUCACAAGUAAGUUACAUGAGGAAGUGGCUCCAAUGCCCAUGGUCUCCACUUCUGCCACCCUGCCUGCACCGGUGGCCUCAUGGGGAGUUCCCUAAGAUCAGUUGACAGAAGAGAAGACUAGGGCCUGGUUCACAGAUGGUUCUGCACAAUAUGCAGGCACCACUCGAAAGUGGACAGCUGCAGCACUAUAGCCCCUUUCUAGGAAAUCCCUGAAGGGUAGCAGUGAAGGGAAAUCUUCCCAGUGGGCAGAAGUUCUAGCAGUACACCUGGUUGUACACUUUGCAUGGAAGGAGAAAUGGCCAGAUGUGCGAUUAUAUACUGACUCAUGGGCUGUAGCCAAUGGUUUGGCUGGAUGGUCAGGGACUUGGAAGAAGCAUGAUUGGAAAAUUGGUGACAAAGAAAUUUGGGGAAGAGAUGUGGAUGGACCUCUCUGAGUGGUCAAAAACUGUGAAGAUAUUUGUAUCCCAUGUGAGUGCUCAACAACGGAUGAUCUCAGCAGAGGAGGAUUUUAAUAAUCAAGUGGAUAGGAUGACCUGUUCUGCAGACACCACUCAGCCUCCAUCCCCAGCCACCCCAGUCUUCGCCCAAUGGGCCCAUAAACAAAGUGGUCAUGGUGGCAGGGAUGGAGGUUACGCAUGGGCUCAGCAACAUGGACUUCCACUCACCAAGGCCGACCUGGCUACAGCCACUGCUGAGUGCCCAGUUUGCCAGCAGCAGAGACCAACACUGAGCCCUCAAUAUGGCACCAAUCCUCAGGGUGAUCAGCCAGCUACCUGGUGGCAGGUUGAUUUUAUUGGACUUCUUACAUCAUGGAAAUGGCAGAGGUUUGUCCUCACUGGAAUAGACACUUACUCUGGAUUUGGGUUUGCCUAUCCUGCACGCAAUGCUUCUGCCAAGACUACCAUCCAUGGACUCAGGGAAUGCCUUAUGCGCCAUCAUGGUAUUCCACACAGCAUUGUCUCUGACCAAGGCAAUCACUUUAUGGCUAAAGAAGUGCAGUAG
Messenger RNA from Symphalangus syndactylus (siamang), 1248 nucleotides. RefSeq lists its product as uncharacterized. Gene Ontology annotation, molecular function: RNA stem-loop binding. Gene Ontology annotation, biological process: DNA integration. The record is from RefSeq and is a predicted model, not a curated record. NCBI's taxonomy places the organism in Eukaryota, Metazoa, Chordata, Mammalia, Primates, Hylobatidae.